AUGGCCUCCGCUACCUCCACCCCAGCCGCCUCCGGCAGCCGCUCCAGCCGCUCCGCCAGCCGCCGCAGUGCAGCCGCCGGCGGCCUCCCCUCAUCCAGCACCAGCCCGACCUGCCGCUCCCGCAUCCAGGAGAAAGAUGAGCUCCGACACCUCAACGACCGCCUCGCCAACUACAUCCAGCGGGUCCAAGACUUAGAAAGCGAAAGGUCCUCCAUGCUCAUCCUCCUGGAGGAAAAAGAGGAGUCGACCACCCGGGAGAUGGGCAACGUGAGGCGGCUGUAUGAAGAGGAGCUGGCCGACGUCAGGUCAUCUCUGGACGGCCUGGCUGGUGAGAGGGCCCGGCUGCAGAUCGACUAUGGAAAUGUGUGCGAGGAGUACAGGAAACUUCAAGCCAGGAACCAGAAGAAGGAGAGUGAUUUGGCGAAUGCGAUGGCUCAGUGGAGGAAAGUUGAAGCUGCUCUGAACUCCAAGGAUGCUGAAUGUACUAAGCUGCUGUCAGAGAACAGGAUGCUGAAUGACGACUUGAGUGACCUGCAGGGCCAGCUGGAACAUGCAGAGGGCACACUGGCAGAUGCCAAGAACCAGCUGAGCUCUGAGAUCCUGAGGAGGGUGGACAUGGAGAACCAGGUGCAAACUCUAAAAGAACAGCUUGAGCUCAACAAGAACAUCAGUCAGCAGGAAAUCAUGGAGAUCCGCAGCCGACAUGAGAGCCGUUUAGUGGAGUUGGACUCUGGACGACGUAGAGAGUUUGAGAGUAAACUGACCGAUUCAAUGCAGCAGCUCCGCCAAGACCAUGAGACUCAGCUGCAGCAGUAUAAGGAAGAGAUUGACAAGACCUUCAGCUCAAAGCUACAGAACGCCCAGCAGGCCGCAUCGGAGAAAAACAAUGUCAUGUCGGCCACCAAAGAUGAACUGGAGACCACCAGGCUCAGAGUGGAGUCCCUCAGCUCACAGCUCCAGCAGCACCAGAAAGAAAAAGCAGUGUUGGAGAGCCGCUUCCAGGACCUGGAGAGGACUCUGGACCAGGAGCGGGAGAUGUGGCAUCAGAGACUCAGUCAGAAGGAGCAGGAGCUGCUCAGCAUGAGGACCCAGAUGUACAGCCAGCUGGAAGACUACGAGAACCUGCUAGACGUCAAGAUAGCGCUGGACAUGGAGAUCAACGCCUACAGGAAGAUGCUGGAGGUGGAGGAACACAGACUGCAGCUGUCACCCAGCCCCUCCCAGCACGCCACCGUACAGCGAACCACCGUACAGCGGACACACGAACACAGCCGCAGCAAGCUCCGAGGCAAGAAGAGGAAAUACGAAGGAGCCUCCGGAAGCUCGCCUGCUUAUAAGAUGUCGAGCCGCUCAGCAGAGCACGGAGCUGUGAGCGUGGCGGAGGUGGACGUGGACGGAAGAUACGUUAGACUGAGGAACACCUCUGAGACGGAGCAGCCUCUAGGUGGCUGGGUGGUCCGGAGGACAUUUUCAGAUACUGGGGACAUCUCCUUCCACAUCCCGUCCUCCUGUGUGCUGGCUGGUGGGCAAACACUCACUAUCUGGGCUGCAGGUGCAGAGACAGAUGCUGACUCAGAGGACCUGGUUCUAGAGGGCCACAGGAGCUGGGGCCCAAUCACUGAUGUGAGGGUUAUCCUGCUGAAUCCCAACCAUGAGGAGAUGGCUGAGCGCAGGGUGUGUGUGCAGACCAGAGGCAACGAGGAAACCGAACUGGAGUUUGAUGAAGAGUUUGUGGCAGGCAGUGACAUCCAGCACUUUAGGAGACAGGAUCUAUCUAAGGAGGCCAGCUGCGCUGUCAUGUGACUGCUCGUUCAUCUCACUCUGUCCUUCACGUCCGCCUGAGGAGAAGGGGACCGUCUCCAGCCCCUCCCCUCCUACAAGC
Scomber japonicus (chub mackerel) is the source of this 1882-nucleotide messenger RNA. It is a transcript of the gene lmnl3, whose product is annotated as lamin L3. The record is from RefSeq and is a predicted model, not a curated record. Bases 1 to 1803 code for a protein of 600 amino acids. The transcript has 11 exons. Lineage: Eukaryota; Metazoa; Chordata; Actinopteri; Scombriformes; Scombridae.